Molecule: messenger RNA, 747 nt
Organism: Plasmodium gonderi
Lineage: Eukaryota; Apicomplexa; Aconoidasida; Haemosporida; Plasmodiidae
Product: asparagine-rich protein
Exons: 1
Coding region: 1-747 (248 amino acids)
Source: RefSeq, a predicted model, not a curated record
AUGUGUAUAAUUAAGUUUAUUAGUAUGGUGGCACUACUUGUAUGUUAUUAUGUAAAUGGGAAACAUAUUUUCAGGAAAAGGAAAAUUAUUUAUGGCUCCUCUCAUUUGUUAAGUCCUCCAGAUAAUGAAACUGCCUUUUUUACCCCUUUGGGUAAUUUAAAUACAAACGAAUUACAGAAGAAGAAGAACAACGGUAUAUAUUUGAAGGAAAAGGAUUAUGUAGGGAAGAAUAACAAGAACAAAGUGAAGGAAGUGAAAAAUGAGUCUUUCAUUCUUUUAAAUGAAAAAGCGAAAGAAAUACCUUCUGAUGAAGAGGACGAUGAGGAUAACCACGAAAAUGCAGAUAGUGGAAAUAACAAUAUUCCCAAUGGGCAUGAUUCAGAUGGACAUGAUGGCGACAGUAGUAGCGAUCACAGUGACAGUGACGACGAUCAUGGGAACAGCGAUAAUGAACACACACAUAACGGAGGCAACAAUGAUAAUAAUAACGACAGUGACAACAACCAUAAUAACAAUAACAACAAUAAUAACAAUAACAACAAUAACAACAAUAAUAACAAUAAUAACAAUAAUAACAAUGAGCACGACGAAAACAGCAAUAAGGAGGAAACUUCCACAGCUCUUCCUCCACCACCCCCACCUUCGAUAAUUCAUCCAUUAGUCCCUCACAUAACGCCCUCGGGUAUCGUGGGACAUGUUGUGUCAAACGUUAUUACCACAGGUUUGAAGUUCAUGGGUGUAGAGUAG